This is a messenger RNA of Metopolophium dirhodum (rose-grain aphid), 2426 nucleotides long. RefSeq names its product glycosylated lysosomal membrane protein B-like. The coding region runs from base 337 to 1527 and encodes 396 amino acids. Gene Ontology annotation, cellular component: lysosome. Lineage: Eukaryota; Metazoa; Arthropoda; Insecta; Hemiptera; Aphididae. The transcript is spliced from 6 exons. The record is from RefSeq and is a predicted model, not a curated record.
GCAGCUGGCGGUCACGCAACGACCGUAACACUUUUGUUCGAACUCUAGCUGAUGCCCGAAUGCGUCUUCCAUUAUCGGCGUUUGGCUGUCCAAUGACGGUUACAAUUCCAAUUGAAUGAGUAAACAUAAUACAAUUAUUAAUAGAACAAUAGGUGCAAUAGGUCGAGUUGUCGCUAUUAUUAUUGUUUUCGUUCGUUUCUUCCCAAACAACUGACAAGUUAAUAAUUUUAAGUUACCGCGGUUUCAAAUUUGCCAAUUUGUAAAGUGUUAACAUUUGUUCAGUAGUCACUAUAGUGCGUUCAGUCCGUUUUCUUCCAUUUAAGUGUAUUCGAAAAAAUGAAAGCGCUUAAAACCAUUGUGUUCAUUAUGACGGUAUUCACCACGUCUGUGGUUGCUGAUAGAAAGUUGCACGCUGAAUUCAAUCCAGGAUGUAUGAUGGAGGAUCAUUGUUCUAAAUUGUCAAAACUUACAUACAUACGUGCUGAUGGAGAUAACGAUACUGUUCAUUUCAUACUGGAUGCUACAUUAAAACCAUCUCUGGUCGUUAUAACCACAAACAAAGAUGCCAUUAUUCAAGUGAACUAUACUACAGAUCGGGCCAACAACAUAAAGUUUACAGAGUCUCCGCUGUAUACGUUUGCAUCUGUCUUCAAUAAUUUGUAUGAGUUCAAUGAUGUAAAUGACACAGCAAAUUUGAAAGAUGGCGAUAAUUUCAAAAAAAUGGAUUUCAGGAAUUUUAAAUGGAAUACAACUCAAUCAAUAAACAAUAAUAACGAAUCUGUAGAGAUUGUUCUAUCUGCUAAUUCAUAUAGAGGGCCGGGCAUUAACAAAACUGGUAUUGUAUCUAUUACGUUAAAAAUAUGUGGGAAAAAAGGUACCGGAUCUAAGUUGCCACAUCUUGUUCAUACUCCUGAAUCUGGAGAACUAACAUUUACACUUAAUAAUUUGAAUACAAAUUUUACGAAAUCACGCUUUGCAGUUGAGUUACUUACUAGUAGCUCAUUUCCAUUCAAUAAGUCUGAAGAGUUAUUAAGCAAUACAUUUUCAGAUGAUAAACUCUCUGGUGGAACAUUUUUAAACUAUUUGUUGAAUGCAAAAGGAAAUGUGGAAGGAGGUGGUUUUUUAAGUUGGAAACCAGUAAUAUAUAAAGCAGAAAAUACACAUGCAUUGAAUUCUUCUUCCACAAUUCAGUAUGAUGUUCAUAAUCAUCCCUUUGAAAAUGACUGGAUUAACACUCCUUUAUAUAACAUGUACGGGAAUUCAUUAUUUGGUAACAAAUCGUUUCUUUUGAAGUCAAUAAAUGUAUCUUUUGGACAGCCCAACGAUGAAUUUUAUGCAAAAUCUAAUUAUACUUACUGGACCUUUUUAGUAGGAAUAGGUGCACCUCCUCAAACAGUUUUGGGUUUUCUUGAGUUGUCAAUUAUUGCUAGCCUUUUAUUACUGUUGAGUAUAACUAUGAUUCUUAUAUUUUGUAUUUUUAUGCGUUGGAUGUCUAGUAAACGUAACUCCAUAAUUUAUGGUAAAUAAAUCUUGACAAGUACCUAUUAUAUUUAACACAGCUUACUAAUUUAGCAAAACCUAUGCUCAGAUUUAAAUCUCUUAGUCCUGUAUAUUUUAAGAAGGUUUUUGACGAAAAUAUUAUUAUGACACAUCAUUCCAGGUUUAAUUUUUAGUUGCUCAUAAUUUGACAAUCAUUAUUUUUCAAGAUGUAUAUAAUUAAACAAUUCAUAGUAUAAUUAUUUAUAAAUUAAUAUUGCAGAUAUAUAUAUUAUUUUACAUUCAAAUAUCUUUGAUAAAAAUAAAAAUAAACAUUGUAAUGUUAAUGACUGUAGAAUUAAUUAUUUAUUAUUUGACAUGUAUAACUUGUUUAAAUUAGGAUAUUUACUCAUUUAAAUACUUUAUUCUGAUAAUUAUUUUAGUUUUAAGUAUUAUAUAGGUUAUUGUUAAUUAAUAAUUAUUUUUAUAUAAAUAAGUCAUUUGAAAACUGUAUUUAUUUAUUGAUAAAAUUCAUAAAAUAAUAUAUUGUAUGCACAAUUAAAAUGUAUUGAAGUUUCUUUUCAAUUUAACUGAACGCUGUGACUAUAUGAAACUUUUAUUCAAGAAUAUUGUUAUUUUAUUUUAUUGAACUUUUUAUUUGAAUGGUUAUUGAAGUUAAAUAUUGUUUUAUCUUCUUUAAUACAUUCAUUGAUUUAUUUAGUAAAAUAAAAUUUGUAUUUAUACAUGAUUGUGCAAUAACAAUAAAUUAUUUACCUUGUAGGUUUAUAUUUUUGUAAACACUACGUGUGUAAAAUCGCCUUUAAUGUAAAUUUUGUAUUAUCAUGUAAAAAAAUACUUAAACAAAAAUAUUGUGAUUGAAGGGACUGAAAAAAAAUAAAAUAUAAAUCAGUGAAUUUAUUUUUGUAUUCAUUUAUUAAGAUCUUAUUUUU